AUGGUGGGACAGUAAUCCAGCUAAAUCUGAUGUAACCAUAAUUAAAAUACAUUUUUUUCACAUUUAUAUUAUGUUUAUUUAUAAAUAGUACAACAUUUCAUUACCCUUUUAAGAGGAGAGAUGCAUGGUACCAGGUUAUAGCAAAAUAUGCUAAUUUCUACAGAUUGGUGGGAUCAAGUGUGAUUUAACAGAUUAUGACUUGAAGAAAAGCAAGUUUAGUAAAGUGAAAAUGAGUUUGGAAAAAUGUUUGAAUAAGUUAAACCUUUCUAAAACCUACUAUUACUACUACAAUAAUAAUAUUAAUAAUGAUGCUGUAGCUACAUUUUGCUUUUGAAAGACCAAUAGGUCUUGUUGUUAACAUGUGUUUAACUUAUUUAUCUUUUUUUAAAUUAGUUUUAUGUAUUACACAUCAAAAGCAUUUUUAGCCCCACAUCUUUGUCUCUUCUAUUUUCCAAGUUGUCGUUUUGGGUUUUGUUUUGUUUUUAAUUCAUAAAUGUCUACAAUCGAGUGUAAAACAAAGUAAAACUAUAAUUUGCAUAUAGAUAAGAUGCAUAAUAGAUGCAUUAUGUCAAAAAAACAUUUAAUUGCUGCUGUUACUGAUUAUGCUACACGCCCAUCUUCCUGGCACAAAUCUCUUUUAGCAUUUCAGCCACUAUGUGCACCAGUAGUCCAUCUAACUGUCCAAAUAUCUUAUUGAUACCAAGAUAAUUAAUGCAUGACACAUCAAAUAUAAAAUAUUUUUAUAUUUUUUUAUCCAUUACAAUAUUGCACGAACACAUAUUGAGAUGACAAAUGUUAUUUCAUAUUUUCUGUAGCUCUAAAAUGUAUAAAAAACAUAUACUGUGAGAGCAAGUUAUUGUUACUGAAAAUAUUGUUGGUUUUAUCAUAAAUCUUUGUGGUCCUCUGUGUUUAUUUUUUAUAUUUCUGCCAUUAAUUACUCACUAACAUCUUGAGUUUGCUCAAAUGAGAACGAUGUUAAAGAAAUCCAUCAAAAUGAUCCAGAUUUGUUUUCACAUUCUUGCCAAAUACCAUUAUUUAAGUAUUUUAAGAGUUUUUAUGUGCUUCACGUGUAAAAUAAAGUUGCUAUAUAAUCAGAAUAACUUCCUUUGUUGAUGUAGAGUCGCGAUGAACUCCUUAAGUUUCUACGGAACCACGGGCAGUGGCGUGUAUCCCUUCCACGGUGUGAACUCGGUGCUGUUCGACCUCCGCCACCAGGUGGCGCAGCAGUACCAGGCUUACCCCGCUGCUGCAGCUCCGGCGGCGCACACCUUCUCUGUGGCGGAGAGGCUCGCAGAGCUGAUCCUGGAGGCUCGCUAUGGCAACCAGCAGAAGCAGCGACGCAGCCGCACCGCAUUCACAGUGCCGCAGCUGCAGGCUCUGGAGGAGGCCUUCCAGCAGACGCAGUACCCAGAUGUCAGCAUGAGGGAGAGGCUGGCCAUGUGCAUCAACCUGCCUGAGGCGCGCAUUCAGGUGUGGUUCAAAAACAGGAGGGCAAAGUACCGUAAAGGCCAGAGAAGCUCCUCUCUUCCACGGGACUCCUGUCGGGACGAAACUCUGCAGAGCAGCAAAAAGUCACCGGAGGAAGUGAAGACAGAAGACAAACAGGACGUCAUCACAUCACACGCUGAAAGCCAAGCCUCUUCACGUUUCUGUCCUCGGUUCACUCCCACUGUGGAUAAAAACCAGGAUGCUAACCCUGACCUGUCGCGGUUUGCUCCUUCACUGCCGUCCGCGCCGCUUCUCUCCUUCUCGGCUGCAGAUCGUUUCUGUCGCCCGCCUCAGCAGCCGCUUCUGUCCGCUGAGUUUCCACUUCCUCCGUUGUUCUGGCCGCUCAUACAGCAACACUUCUCCAUCUCAGGGAAUCCUUCAUCUGCUACCAAAAAUGGCAGCCUCCCUCUUCAGACUAAUUGCUCCACUAAAGUGUUGGGCCAUCCUGACCUGUAGGAUUCAAACCCUCUGAACUCGUCUUGAAUUUGAUCCAUUUCACCUUGAAAUUACCAUCCAAUCUUCACUCAGAUUGGAUGAAGAACAUCUGUGAACAUAAUUUUAAAGUCUUGCAACAGAUUGUCAUUUGGAUUUAAGUCUGGACUGUGACUAGAACAGGGGUGUCCAAACUUUUUAGGCUGAGGUCCGAACUCCCCAAGCUGAAAGUAUCCAGGGGGGCCAAAAUUUUACUUUAUUUCAUUUCCACAAUUAAAAAUGCAAAAAUAUUAUUGUGAAUGCUUUCUCUUUUACCUACACAACAAUAAAUAAAACAUGUAAUAUUUUA
Xiphophorus hellerii (green swordtail) is the source of this 2269-nucleotide messenger RNA. RefSeq names its product diencephalon/mesencephalon homeobox 2 (gene dmbx2). Gene Ontology annotation, biological process: regulation of transcription by RNA polymerase II. The transcript is spliced from 3 exons. Gene Ontology annotation, molecular function: RNA polymerase II transcription regulatory region sequence-specific DNA binding; DNA-binding transcription factor activity, RNA polymerase II-specific. The coding region runs from base 1126 to 1944 and encodes 272 amino acids. The record is from RefSeq and is a predicted model, not a curated record. NCBI's taxonomy places the organism in Eukaryota, Metazoa, Chordata, Actinopteri, Cyprinodontiformes, Poeciliidae.